AUGGCCUCCUACAGCAUGGCCGACUCACCAGCGCCCGAAGGCCAGAAGGAGGCAGAGUCCAAGAAGAUCAGCUUCCGCUUCUGUCGCGAGUGCUCCAACAUGCUCUACCCGAAAGAAGACCGCGAGACCAACACCCUCAUGUUCGCCUGCCGCACCUGCCACUUCAGCGAAGAAGCCGACGCCGCCUGCAUCUACCGCAACUCGCUCAAGGAGACCAUCGCCGAGACGCCGGGCAACGUGCAGGACGUGGCGCAGGAUCCUACGGUGGGUAAUCACAAUCACAACAAUAGCGACGAUACUAGCAUGUCCUUUGACUCGGCGAUGGAUACGAUGGAGGACUCUGAGGGCGUCGACGUCGUGCCCGCCUUCUGCACCUUCUGCGGCCAGGAGAUCUUGUGUCCGAUCUGUGAGGGGCCGACGGAUCGCGGGAUCAUGCUUGAAGCGGAUGAUCCUGAGGGGCAGAAGGGGGAGCAGGCGGUUGAAGAUGAGAGGAGGGAAAGGGCGCUUUCUGGCGUCGGCGUCUUGGGGUCCUCGUAG
This is a messenger RNA of Saxophila tyrrhenica, 537 nucleotides long. It is a transcript of the gene RPB9, whose product is annotated as DNA-directed RNA polymerase II core subunit rpb9. The record is from RefSeq and is a predicted model, not a curated record. Gene Ontology annotation, cellular component: RNA polymerase II, core complex. The transcript is spliced from 2 exons. The coding region runs from base 1 to 537 and encodes 178 amino acids. Lineage: Eukaryota; Fungi; Ascomycota; Dothideomycetes; Mycosphaerellales; Extremaceae. Gene Ontology annotation, biological process: transcription-coupled nucleotide-excision repair; transcription initiation at RNA polymerase II promoter; maintenance of transcriptional fidelity during transcription elongation by RNA polymerase II. Gene Ontology annotation, molecular function: DNA-directed RNA polymerase activity.